AGACCCGCCGCGGGCGCGCGACGGAGUGCCCCCCCCGCCCGCGCGCGCGCGCGCCCGCGCGUGGUGGCCUCGCGCGGCGAGGCGGGCGAGGCCCUCAGAUGGCACGUGGCCCGGGCGCCCGAGGGGGGGGCAGCCCCUGGGACAGCGACCUCGUCGCCGGCGUCGCCUUCCACCCGAGGAGGUGCGAGCCGCGGUCCAACGAGGACGGCAUUCGAGGUGGGGAUCCCAGCGGCGGCUGGAUCGACGCCGACAUUGCCGCCGCCGACGGCGUGAGGCUCGCAUACCGGCUGUACGUGGCGCCCCGGUCGUCGCACGACGAGCCCGACGAGUCCUUGUGCGUGCUGGUUUAUUUCCACGCCAACGCCGAGCUGUGUACGGACCUGGAGGUCGACCGGCGGUCGAUCCUCAACUGCGGCUUCCACGCCAUACUGUGCCCAGAGUUCCGGGGCUUCGCCUGGAGCGGGGGGAAGCCGCAGCUCGGGAAGCUCUGCCCCGACGCGGGCGACUUCCUGGGGGCCCUGCCGGGGAUCCUGCGCGGGGCGGGGCUGCAGGCGCCGACCAUCCGCGUCGCCCUGCACGGCCGCAGCCUCGGCAGCGCCUGCGCCACGCACGUGGCAGCGCAGGCGUCGGCGCGGCGGGCAGGA
Molecule: messenger RNA, 644 nt
Organism: Prorocentrum cordatum
Lineage: Eukaryota; Dinophyceae; Prorocentrales; Prorocentraceae
Source: the annotation of a GenBank genome assembly